CUGAAUGAGUCCACGAGCUGGUGGCGGCAGCAGCUCUGUUAACACCUGAGGCUUAGCGGCCGCUUGUUGUGUCUGCCGCUGGGCCACCAGGUUCAUGUGGAGGCUCCCGGGCGCCCGCGCCGCAUUUCGUGGGGUCCGCGCGGCCGUGGAGAGACACAGUCGGGCGGAGCCGGCGGUGGGCUCGAUGGAGCGCGCCGUGGUGCGCUGUGUGCCCUCCGAGCCUAAGCUAAGCCUGUCGUUCUCGUUGGCCGAUGGCAGCCACAAGAACAUGCAGCGCGACCAAAGCGAGCCGCUGGGUCGAGUCCUCAGCCGGAUAGCCACCAACGCCCUUAAAGGCCACGCUAAAGCGGCCGCGGCCAAGAAGAGCCGAAAGAACCGGCCAAACGCAAGCGGCGGCGGAGCAUGUGCGGGGCCUGGGUCCGAGCAGGCUGCGGCCUGCGAGCCCGUGGUGAAGCUGUACUACCGGGAGGAGGCAGUGGCUGAAGAUGUGCUCAAUGUGGAUGCCUGGCAGGACGGUGCGGUGCUGCAGAUCGGCGAUGUCAAGUACAAGGUGGAGCGCAACCCGCCCGCCUUCACCGAGCUGCAGUUGCCACGGUACAUCAUGGCCGGCUUCCCGGUUUGCCCCAAGCUCAGCGUCGAGUUUGGGGAUCCCGCCGGCUCCCUCUUCCGCUGGUACAGGGAAGCCAAACCGGGAUCGGCAGAGCCUGAGGGCGGGGCCCCGUCAUCAUUGUCUCCCUCCUCGCCUAAUACUAGUUGGACGAACACGGGUGUGGACGAGCGCGUCUACACCCCGUCUAAUGCCGACAUCGGGCGACGUCUCAAGCUUCAUUGCACCCCGGGCAAUGGGCAGCGCUUCGGACCCAGCCGGGAGUUGGAAAGUGUGUGUCUAGUGGAGGCGGGGCCCGGCACUUGCACCUUUGAUCACCGGCAUCUCUACACUAAGAAGGUGACGGACGACGCUCUCAUCCGCACUGUCUCCUACAACAUCCUCGCCGACACGUACGCCCAGACUGAGUUUUCGCGGACCGUCCUGUACCCGUACUGCGCCCCUUACGCCCUGGAGCUCGACUACCGUCAGAACCUUAUCCAGAAGGAACUCACCGGCUACAACGCCGACCUCAUCUGUUUGCAGGAGGUUGACCGCGGCGUGUUCACGGACAGCUUGGUGCCAGCCCUCGAGGCCUUUGGGCUGGAGGGCGUGUUUCGAAUCAAGCAGCAGGAAGGCCUAGCUACUUUCUACCGAAAGUCCAAGUUCAGCCUCCUUAGCCAGCAUGACAUUUCUUUCCAUGAAGCCCUGCAGUCCGACCCACUUCACAAAGAACUGCUGGAGAAAUUAGUUUUGAACCCAGCGGCCCAGGAGAGGGUGUUCCAGAGAUCUUCCGUCCUUCAGGUUUCUGUUCUUCAGUCUACAAAGGACUCUUCUAAAAAGAUAUGUGUUGCUAAUACCCAUCUCUACUGGCAUCCCAAAGGUGGGUACAUUCGUCUCAUUCAAAUAGCAGUAGCCUUGGCUCACAUUAGACAUGUCUCAUGUGAUCUGUAUCCUGGCAUACCAGUUAUAUUUUGUGGGGACUUUAAUAGUACCCCAUCAACAGGAAUGUAUCAUUUUGUCAUCAAUGGCAACAUUCCAGAGGAUCAUGAAGACUGGGCUUCCUAUGGGGAAGAGGAACGAUGCAACAUGUCUCUUACCCAUUUCUUGAAACUGCAAAGUGCUUGUGGUGAACCUGCUUACACAAAUUAUGUUGGUGGCUUUCAUGGAUGUCUGGAUUACAUUUUCAUUGACUUAAAUGCUUUAGAGGUUGAACAGGUGAUUCCACUACCUAGUCAUGAAGAAGUUACCACCCACCAGGCCUUACCUAGUGUUUCUCAUCCCUCGGAUCACAUAGCACUUGUAUGUGAUUUAAAAUGGAAAUAGAUUUGUGUUUAAUGGAAUUUAAGUCUGCUUUAAUAAGAGAUAUUUAAUAUGAAUCAAAGUUUAUGUGUAACCUUCAAAGAGGAAAACUAGACACUAGGUUCUUAGUUCUUACCCUACUAGUUGUUUUAAUGUCUUCAUUACAUGACUUCAUCAUCUUUGCAUAAUAUAGUUUCUGUACUCUUCUCCUCCCUCCCCCACACUUGGAGGAAAAACAAAUAUAUUUAUGACUGGCAGGGAACAUUGAAUUAUUGUGUACAUUUUAUAAAUACUUUUUUUUUUAGCCUCGCUAUUAAGAAUUUUGUAAAAUACCAUUUGAAUGAUGCUAUAAUUUUUCUAUCAUAACAUUUCCAAUUGAAUCAUGUUUAUAUAAUUAGGGGGGAAUGCAUACAAGUUAAGGUGAGAGGCCUAAGUUCUGAUAUGUGAGAGGAAUAACAUUAGGGCUUACCUCUACCUCAAUUUGGUUAGCAAUUUAAUACAACUUGAGAACUUUAACAAAAGAUUAAAAUAUUGUUAUUGCUUCUCAUCUUUCAUUUUUCAAUUAACAUAGUUUCAUUCUCUUGUUUUUGGGAUUUUAGCUGUUAGUACAACUAAAUAUGGUACAAAUGAACAUAUUCAUAUAUUUUUUACUGCAGCUCAUUUUAACUUUUAGGAUGCAAGCACAAUUUAAUAUUCAAAGUGAAUAGCAACAAAGUAAACUUUAACCCUUUAAGUACUCUUGCCCAUGAAAAGUGUUCAUAAAUUAACAGAAUGUGACCAUGUGAUACUAGAAAAUACAGCACAAUACAUUAUGAGAAACUACUUACUGAUGUGGGCUUUAAAUUUUGGAUGAACUAUUGAGCAUUUCUAUGUUAGAAGUAUUUUUGAAAUUGUUGGUUUUAUAAAUAGAAAAGGGAGCAGUGUGGCUUUUGAGGGUCUUGGAAAUAAACAUCCUUUUAUAGGCUUGAGCAUUACAAUUUGAGUUGCAGGUAAACAUUAUAUAUAUAAUUUAUAUACUGUAAAAAAAAUUUUAAUAUAAAGCCAAACUUUCUAAAAUUAGAAAUUACAGUUUUACUGAAUGGUAUCUGGCCUAGUGUGGUAACCAAGCUUUUCUAACUCAAUUAUCACCAUACCUAAUCUGUAAUGCUUUAGCUGUUGUUUUUUUGAUGUUUGGGAAAACUGUAAUAUUAUCUCAUUUCUGCAUUUAAUUUCCAGCUUAGAUAUUAAAAGCCCCUCCAUUUCAAGAA
Eptesicus fuscus (big brown bat) is the source of this 3135-nucleotide messenger RNA. RefSeq names its product phosphodiesterase 12 (gene PDE12). Gene Ontology annotation, molecular function: 3'-5'-RNA exonuclease activity. Gene Ontology annotation, cellular component: mitochondrion. Lineage: Eukaryota; Metazoa; Chordata; Mammalia; Chiroptera; Vespertilionidae. Gene Ontology annotation, biological process: nuclear-transcribed mRNA catabolic process, deadenylation-dependent decay. The record is from RefSeq and is a predicted model, not a curated record. The coding region runs from base 95 to 1912 and encodes 605 amino acids. The transcript is spliced from 3 exons.